AUGGCAGACUCGUCACAUCUACCAGUGGAAGAUAUAUACCACCCUGAGGUAGAUGUUGAAUAUCUCGAGGACUAUGUGUCCGGCGGAUACCACCCAACUCUCAUCGGAGACAUGUUUUGCAGUGGCCGCUACACUGUCGUUCACAAGCUUGGGCUUAGAGGAUAUUCAAUAAUGUGGCUCGCCUGGGAUUACCAACGCCGGUGCUACUUAUCGCUGAAGGUACUGACUGCAAGAGCCUCGCCAGAUAGCCACGAGGCGGAUGUCCUUCAUCCAUUGAUGAAGAGCAACCUUACUCAUGCUGGAAAGCGAUUAAUCCCGCCGCUACUUGACCAAUUCUGGUUUCAUGGUCCAAACGGACACCAUCAGUGCUCGGUCAGAGAGCCUGCUGGCUGUAGUAUUGCUAAGUCUAAGGACGACAGCACAAAUUUCAUGUUUCCACCGGACGCUGCCAGAUCUACUGCCGCCAAGCUCAUCGAAGGUCUCCAUUUACGCAACUUCCUCGUACGUAUACCAGACUUGCACGGCCUAAGCACAGCUGAGCUGUACAAGCGCUUUGACAAACCCUACGAGAUUCCUAUCCGACGAGUGGAUGGAAAGCCUGGUGAACCCGACGCACCACCGCAUGCCAUCUAUCCUAUGGCUUUGAAUAUGGCUGCCAACGAAGUGGGUGACCCAAAAAUCAUCAUCUCGGACUACGGGAGGUCCUUUAUUGUGUCACAGACGCCCUCACCGACUCUAUACACCCCAGCCCUCUACUCUCCACCAGAAGACUUCUUCGAUGAACCCAUCACUCAUCCCACCGCAGCUGAUAUAUGGACUUUAGGUGUCAACUUGUACGAGGUCUUGGGUGAGCGUCCACUCUUCGAAACAUUUGCCUGGGAUCGAGAUGACAUUGUUGCCGAGAUGAUCAACACGCCGGGCCAGCCGCCUGUGAGAUGGUGGAACUCUUGGGCUAAACGCUGCCAUUUCUUCGAGGAAUGGAUCUUCCGCCGUAUCAGCACUCCCGUCUUCCGGCGUCUGCGUCAGCGCCUCUGGGAUGUGGGCCGUGGCGAGACGGAGCAGACGUGUGGUGAACCAUGUGCGUUGGAGGACUUGCUCGGAGUUAUGAUGGCGUUUGAACCUGCGGAACGACCCACAGCGGACCAACUCCUGAGGCCUGAGUAUAUGGUGAAGUGGGCCUUGCCCGCAUGCGAGAGGCAGAAAAGACAAGCCCUCCCCCCAACCUGCAGUUGA
Molecule: messenger RNA, 1233 nt
Organism: Penicillium coprophilum
Lineage: Eukaryota; Fungi; Ascomycota; Eurotiomycetes; Eurotiales; Aspergillaceae
Product: kinase domain-containing protein
Exons: 4
Coding region: 1-1233 (410 amino acids)
Biological process (GO): spliceosomal complex assembly; regulation of mRNA processing; protein phosphorylation
Molecular function (GO): ATP binding; protein kinase activity
Source: RefSeq, a predicted model, not a curated record